UGAAUGCAUUGAACAGUUUAUAGCCUAUAGUAGGCAAUAAAUAAAUCAUAAAUUAUUACUAUUAAUUAUUAUUAUUAUUAUUAUUAUUAUUAUUAUUAUUAAUUAAUUAAUUAUUAUUAUCCAGUUUCCUCCUAAUUUUCCUUCAUUUUCUCGGGAAAAUUUUGUGAAAUGAGUUAAAUUAAAAUUUGACGCCUAAUUCUCCUUGCUCCUUCACACCACACCCAGAUCCUCUCACACUGCCAUUUACAGACUUGUUUGAAGAGGCUGCCAAGUUCAUUUGUGUACACUGUGCAGACAUGUAUAAGAAUCGGUUGCAAGAAUUGGCUCAAAGAAGCUGCUUCAAUUUGCCAGCCUAUUCAUGCAUACGUGAAGGGCCAGAUCACGCUCCUCGUUUUAAGGUAACUGUCAACUUCAAUGGAGAGACCUUUGAAAGCCCUACAUUUUGCUCUACUCUUAGACAGGCCGAACAUGCAGCAGCUGAGGUAGCUCUGAACACACUGGCAAAUAGAGGUCCCUCGAGAACUUUGGCAGCUAGAGUUCUGGAUGAAACAGGAGUAUACAAGAAUUUGCUCCAGGAAACUGCCCACAGAGCUGGACUGAAUCUUCCUGUUUAUAAGACUAUUCGUGCUGGACCAGGUCAUGUCCCUAACUUCUAUUGUACCGUUGAGAUCGCAGGAAUGCAUUUUGCUGGAGAUCCAGCUAGGACCAAGAAACAGGCUCAGAAAAAUGCGGCAAUAGCUGCUUGGUCUGCAUUGAGAAAAUUGUCUGAGAAUCAGUUAUCUUCUUCAACUUCAUCAUCCUCAUUGUCUUCCGAAUCUAAAAGCAACAAAGAACAAGAACAUGUCAUUAUUGCUCAGGUCCUUGCAAGUUUGCAUUCGUCUGGUGCAAAGAACUUUCCAGAAAAUGAUCAUCAACAUAGAUGGCUAAAGUCCACCGCAGCCUCAUUGGUGUCAACCCAGCCAACUUCUCCAGGGAUGUAUCCUAUGCAAUACCAGCAUUGUGAAUUCUCUAAUUUCUCACCCGAGUUGGCUCUUUAUCAGAUUUGGCAGCAAGAACAAAUUAUGCAGCAAAUGUUGGCACUUACCAUUCAACCAAUUAUCCCACCUGCUCCGCAGAUUUAUCCGUUAAUGCAAUCUGUGCUCCAGCCAGAUCACUAUCUUUAUUUUCCAGCUAAAGAGUUAGCAUCAUUCCCUGGAGAACCAAAAUUCUCUAUUGCUACACCAAGGCCUCCAUUAUACUUUUCAAACCAAAUGGUUCCUGAAUUAAACAGCGGGAGGUCAACAGUAACCAUUAGAGAGAUACAAGAGGAAAAAACAGAAGACCCCUCAGUUUGCAACUUUAGCAAUGAGACAAGAAUUCCAUCACCAGCUCCAGAGAAUGAUAGACAGAAGCAUGAUGGCUCUAGAAGCAGCAGCAGUAAUAGUAGUAGAAAUGAUGAACACAAUGGGAAAUCUGAGUGGGAUUCUCUUAGGAGCAUGGGAUAUGCACACAUACCAGUUAACAUUGAAAUGCAAAACCCAUCCAGGAUUGCCAUAGGACAUUCACAAACAAGUUCCAACAGAUAUUUUAGACCGCCAGCAGCUUCAUAUUCCAUGGUGAGAACCAUGGGCCCUACUUCAUCAUUGGGUUCCACGGUGCAACAUAGGGAAGUACCUAUGGCUGUUGCUUCAACGUUGAGAACUUGGGUCCCACGAAGUCCGGGGAUGAUAAGAUCGCCUACUCCCCGGUUCAAUAUGGCCCCAGCUGUGAGAAUCAGAUCAGUAGUUCCAGUCUGCUCAGCUCCUCCAAGGAGGUCCAUGGCAGAGACGCCCAAAAGCAAGGAAAAAGAAGAUUCAAAACCCGAAGACAAAUGAGGUCUCAAGAACAGACUCUGAGCUUGGCCAUCUUAAUUCUCAGAUAUAAAUAUUGAUGUGAGUAUAGAGUAUAGAGGUUAAGAAGUGUAGUAGUUUGUGCCAAAUAAUAUGUUGGUUACCUUUAUAGAUAUGGUAAACAAAAAUUCUACAAAUAGGUUUCCAACUUAAAACUUUGACAAGAGAUCCCGAUUUAAUCGGGUUCCGGAAUUGGAGUCGGGUUUACCUGACUUCAACUUGUAAUGGUGAGUGGAUUCGAAAAUGUGAAUCAUCACCUAAAUUAUACUACAGUUUAAUUAUGAAUUUUAGAUUACAUGGUUCUAGUUCUAAUGUUAUAGUGCUCUUAAUAAAUAUUCCUUCCUUCCCACAAA
This is a messenger RNA of Trifolium pratense (red clover), 2221 nucleotides long. Its product is annotated as double-stranded RNA-binding protein 2-like. Lineage: Eukaryota; Viridiplantae; Streptophyta; Magnoliopsida; Fabales; Fabaceae. The transcript has 4 exons. Gene Ontology annotation, molecular function: double-stranded RNA binding. The coding region runs from base 297 to 1853 and encodes 518 amino acids. The record is from RefSeq and is a predicted model, not a curated record.